Molecule: messenger RNA, 801 nt
Organism: Naumovozyma dairenensis CBS 421
Lineage: Eukaryota; Fungi; Ascomycota; Saccharomycetes; Saccharomycetales; Saccharomycetaceae
Gene: RAD59
Product: Rad59p
Exons: 1
Coding region: 1-801 (266 amino acids)
Biological process (GO): double-strand break repair via single-strand annealing; double-strand break repair via homologous recombination; mitotic recombination
Cellular component (GO): nucleus
Source: RefSeq, a predicted model, not a curated record
AUGAGCUCAUUUCAAUCAAAUCACGUUUCAUAUGAAGGAACGGUUUAUUCAACCAGACCUGGUUUAGAAUUACAAGAUUUCCAAUUAGAAGAAGAUUGGAAUGGUAGACCUGCAAGUGAAUGGUCAGUAACUAGGAUUGGAAUAUUACAAUCAAAGAUUGAGAAAUAUACUUAUAAGAUUUAUCAUAGUAAUCGAUUUGGGAAACAUAAUUUAUCUAAACUUAUAGCUAGACAUAAACUCGUUGAGUUUGCUAAUGAGACUUUUGGAUUUGAUGGAUGGCAUAUGGAUGUAAUAGACAUAGAUGCAAGAGAACUAUUAAAUUCAUCUGCAAAGGUUAAUUUGACGAAAACGAUAGGAACCAAUACAAAUAAUAAUGAAAACAGUGAAGAUAAUGAUCGAAAACCUAAGAAGAUUGGGAUUAAGGAUGAUGAAGAAAGUAAAGAUAAUGAUAAUGGAGACCAUAAUAUAAAACAUACCGUGUUAGCUGAAGCUCAAGUACGAAUAACGUUAAAGGAUGGUACGAAUACACAAAUGGGAGGAAUUGGGAAAGCUACAAUGCCAUUUAAGGGAGAUAGUUUUAGUAAGGCUAAGAAGGAAGCAGUCAAUGAUGCUUUGAAAAAGGCUUUGUUAAGUUUUGAAAAGAUCAUACUAGAUUACGAGACAAAAGUAGAAAAUAAUUAUUAUGUUGAUGGAUUAUAUGUGAAUAAAAUCAAACAAACAAAUUUUGAAACUAUACAUGACAGUAAUACAAAUAAUAAUGAUAUUUCCGUACCUUCAAGGAUUAAACAAGAAGAGUUUUAA